UUAGCCAUCGCAGCUUUGUCUCAGACGCCUCUGCUCUGAUGGAUUCUGGACCUGUGCGCUCUCUGACACUCUUAGUAGGAGUGUUCAUGGUUUCUGCCACAGCAUCAGCGCUCAACCUCGAAGGAGAACUUUUCAAAGACUUGAUGAAGGGCUACAACAAGAACGUUCGGCCCAUGGAGAACAGCGGCGACAUCACCCAGGUCUUCAUCAAGAUGACGCUCACCAACCUCAUCUCUUUGAACGAGAAGGAGGAGGCCUUGACAACCAGCGUCUGGAUAGAAAUGCAAUGGUGUGACUACAGGCUCAGAUGGGACCAGCCGCCCAGGUCAGCUCUGUAUGGAAACAUUACCUCUGAGUUACGUGUCCCGUCCAAAAGCAUCUGGCUGCCCGACGUCAUACUGGAGAACAAUGUCGAUGGACAAUUUGAGGUUGCACUUUACUGCAAUGCGCUUGUGUCUCCUAAUGGCUGUGUCUACUGGCUGCCUCCUGCCAUUUACCGCAGUGCCUGUGCCAUCACGGUGAACUACUUUCCAUUUGACUGGCAGAACUGCACCAUGGUUUUCCGCUCCCAGACUUACAGUGCCAAUGAGAUCGAGCUGGUUCUUAAAGAGGAAGACAACCACACAUUGGAGUGGGUGGAUAUCGACCCAGAGGCUUUUACCGAGAAUGGAGAGUGGGUCAUCAAACACAGGCCAGCCAAGAAGGUGAUCAACACUGAGUACACUAAAGAUGAGCUGGAGUACCAGGAGGUGGUCUUCUUCCUCAUCAUCCAGAGAAAACCUCUCUUCUACAUCAUCAACAUCAUCGCUCCCUGUGUGCUCUUCUCCUCCCUCGGCCUGCUGGUCUACUACUUACCUGCCAAAGCCGGCGGUCAGAAGUGCACCAUGUCUAUCGCCACUCUUCUGGGCCAGACUGUGUUCAUCUUCCUUAUUGCAAAGAAGGUUCCAGAGACUUCAAAGGCAGUGCCUCUUAUUGGAAAGUAUCUGAUGUUUGUGAUGUCAGUGACCACCAUGGUGGUGAUGAACUGUGUGAUCGUCCUCAACGUCUCCCUGAGAACUCCAAACACUCACAUAAUGACUGACAAAGUCCGAAAGAUCCUCCUGAACAUCCUGCCUCGGCUGCUGAGGAUGCAGAUGCAACCCUGGACGCCAAACAGUGACAGUACCUCAGAAGCUGGAAACGGUGAAACUCCUCCCACAGGCAGGAACGAUGUGUUCCUGGUCCCCUGUCGACGUCGCAGCUCCAUAACACUCAUCAGCAAGGCAGAGGAAUACUCAAUGAAAACAGCUCGGUCGGAGCUCAUGUUUUCCAUACUCAGAGAGAGAAACGGAUUGAUGAAAACAGCGUUAGAGAAACUACAUAAUGGGCUGGAGGGUGGCACAGCUGAGCAGCUCAGUACCAGUCUAGUAAAGGCUUCUCCACAGCUGAGGCAGUGUGUGGCCUCCUGCAAACACAUAGCAGAGACUGCACGACAACAGAACGACUUCCAGAAUGAGAAUGAAGAGUGGUUCCUGGUUGCCCGGGUGAUCGACAGGGUUUGCUUCAUUGUCAUGACGCUGGUGUUUUUCAUCGGCACUAUUGGAAUCUUCCUGAUGGGCCAUUUCAACCAACCCCCCUCCUCACCUUUCCUCGGGGAUCCAAAGAAGUAUCUCCCUCCGUUAAGCAAUCUUACUGCGUAGCUGAGAACUUCCUGGGGUGAAACCGAACAGAAACUGUUGGAUUUCAUCGUCAUACGCCGGGUGGAAAUCUGACGGCGUCUGUCAGUGAGCCGUCACCAAUGACUGAGAAGACACAGCUGUAUGCAUUUUCUGCACUGAUGCCAGUUGUGGGUUUGUGGACUAUCACAGAGACAAAGUGCUUGCUCAUGGUGAUAAAGGAUCCGCUGUGCAGUUGUGUGGAUGCACACUAGCUGACUGUUGAGGUUGUAGUUUUGUCACAUGUAGUGCUGUACAAGAAGGAGUUUCCAGUGUUUGCUGUAAAUUGAUUGUUUAUUUCAUAUAAAAUUCGAGGUCAUCCUGACACUCUACAUGGGACAUGGUGUUGAUCAAGUAAUUUACACCCAGAUGUUCCAUAUCGAAGCUUAAAUCAAUAAAAAGUGUAAUCUUGUGACUUCUU
Molecule: messenger RNA, 2115 nt
Organism: Stegastes partitus (bicolor damselfish)
Lineage: Eukaryota; Metazoa; Chordata; Actinopteri; Pomacentridae
Gene: chrng
Product: cholinergic receptor, nicotinic, gamma
Exons: 12
Coding region: 39-1679 (546 amino acids)
Biological process (GO): monoatomic ion transmembrane transport
Cellular component (GO): postsynaptic membrane
Molecular function (GO): transmembrane signaling receptor activity; acetylcholine-gated monoatomic cation-selective channel activity
Source: RefSeq, a predicted model, not a curated record